CCACCACCAUCUCCUCUCGACUCGGACCACUGCUUCCCCAUUCGUUCACAUUCAUAUCAAUUGCUCGCAACAUUUUUGACGAAUUAUGGAGAGCUCUUUGAGUACCAGCGCUGGGACCGUCCGCGCGCUCCCCGUGCCCCCAACGGAGACGAACGCAUGUUCCCCAAGUUCAAUUUCUUUGCGGCCGCUCCCCGUGCCCCCAUUGCAUCCCACAAUCGAUACGAGCAUGAUAUCAUCUCAGCCUUCAUCACCGCGCUCUAGUGCGCUCCCAUCGCCACCAGACUCCCCAGACUCCACAUCCUCCUUUCCAUCCCUAUCCUCCUCUUUCUUCGUCUCCUCUGCCGCCGCUAGCCCCCCGCACCCACAGCCACACGACGAGUCUGUUCAGGGUCUGGUUAUACCCAGUUUGACUUUACCUUCUGCUCUGCGUCAGCCCACAGUUCACGGGAGGACCUUAGGCGAUGUUCGUCUAAUCAUUCUCGGCGGUUCGGGUGGCGAGCUCAAAGAAGCCCUCCUUGACACCAAUGAAGAUGUCGUGGAUAUCGGGUCACCUGAAUUGAUACAGCCAGAGGGGUUAGUGAGGACGUUAGCUUCGACGGACUGGGUGGAUCACAGAGACCCACAUGGGCUGGAUAAGUUCGAACCCAUGAAUAACAUCGAGCUGUUUCAUAUCCCCACAGACAACUCUGACGUUGAAGGCGUCAUCCAGACCGUGUUGACGACCGUGCAUCGGCCGUUCCACGAGGUCUCGAAGGUUAUACACCCACAGGUCUCCCCGUCCGCGCUGCUGUCCAGUCUAGUCUCGUCUCCCUCUACUCCGCUGUAUACUUCCCUUAUACUUCUCACGCCCGCGCUCACCCCUUCAGUCCGCACCCUCAUCGACACCCUCUCACCUCACGUUCCAGUAAUCCUCCUUCCCCAAGGGCCGUCGAACUCCAGGACCCGUACCCAUCUCUCUCUAUUCCGUCCCUCUUCUCCCCUCGCUCUUCGUCAAGGCCUCUUUCGUUCACCCGAAACACUGGCGAUGGUCAGGGGCGAGGCCGCAGAUAGGUUCCUUCGCUGGAGAGAAGUAGAAAGGGCAGUCGGUUUCGUCAAGGGCGAGCAGCCUCAGUCAGAAGUAUCUGAAAAGAGAACAGAAGAACCGCUGGAGACUAGUCUCGGAAAACAGAAGGAAGACGGAGGGAGUGGGUGGAGUAAAGCACAAUGGGAAGCAGAGUGGGAUGCAACGCUCUCGCACAACGUGGCACGCAGACUGCGCGAGUCUACCAUCACCAGUGCUUCGUCGUCUUCAUCUCCUCGACCGUCGUUCUCGACUCGAACGACGAUGCUUCCAUUGUCAGGUGGCACCAAACACACCAGUAGCUCUCACCAUCGCAACGGCUCAUAUUCUCAAACUCACCAUCUACACACAUCCGCGCCUACGCCUAUCUAUCCUGGCUCUCAAAACAUUGCCAACCUCCAACCGUCACCGUCAAACCCAGGCUCGCGCAAGCUGCCGUCGCCUCCCUCUCCCCCUGACGCAGAACUACACUCUCGACCGACCUACUCGCGCACGCAUACCCAUACCUCCAACGACGCCAUCGGGGACCCCGACUCUCGUCCGCAUCCCAUUCCUCUGCCUCUCGAUCCUCUCUAUCUACCAUCCCUGCUAGCCUUCUCCGCCUCGUUGUGGAAGCCGAUGAAGGAUAGGCUGAGGACGGCGAGGGUGAGUUUCCCGAUAGGGAGGUUCGUGUUUGUGUUCGUGGGCGCUGUCUGUGCGGGGAUUGGUAUCGGCAUGGCUGUUGGUGGGCGUGCGUAGGGUAGGUGUUGUGGUCGCCACUCGCUGUGUUCCAGACUCCUGGAUGGAUCGUGCGUUCCAUGGUUGGAGACUCUUCGUUUCUUGCUUUUUUCGUAUGAUGUUUCCCUGCUCGCGAGUUGCUGUUUUCUUCUCGGAUCCAUCUGUAUAAUACUUAGCUCUCUUUCUGCUACGCAGUCGAUCUAGUACAUCUUCGUUGUCCUGCAGUUUACCGAGCGCGCUCGAUAGUUCUUCUCUUCUGCUCCCACAAUGUUUCUCCUGCACUGCCAUUUUCGGAUUCCGUCCACGUCGACAUCUAUGGCCAUCGCCAUCAGGACUCUGCCCCUCUGCCUCUCAUCUCGUUUACAUUCCUUCUGCCAUUCUUCCUGGCCAUCGUCUUGAUGACGAUGGGUCCCAGGUCGUUGCUUACCACUAUCUUUCGGUGUCCAUAAUGUUGUUGUAUAUUUAUGUACUUGCAUAUCUGUCGAAAAUUCGCCUCCAUGUCUUGGAUUAUCUUCCCCUUAUCACGUUUCUUGUCCCCCGGAAUGCAUGCAUGACUUU
Messenger RNA from Stereum hirsutum FP-91666 SS1, 2335 nucleotides. RefSeq lists its product as uncharacterized. The transcript has 3 exons. The coding region runs from base 86 to 1798 and encodes 570 amino acids. Lineage: Eukaryota; Fungi; Basidiomycota; Agaricomycetes; Russulales; Stereaceae. The record is from RefSeq and is a predicted model, not a curated record.